Pseudoliparis swirei is the source of this 1545-nucleotide messenger RNA. Its product is annotated as tubulin alpha chain. Lineage: Eukaryota; Metazoa; Chordata; Actinopteri; Perciformes; Liparidae. Gene Ontology annotation, molecular function: structural constituent of cytoskeleton; GTP binding. Gene Ontology annotation, biological process: mitotic cell cycle; microtubule cytoskeleton organization. Gene Ontology annotation, cellular component: cytoplasm; microtubule. Bases 56 to 1405 code for a protein of 449 amino acids. The transcript is spliced from 4 exons. The record is from RefSeq and is a predicted model, not a curated record.
CUUCAGCCACCGAUUCUUUAACGUCGGAAAGAAGCAAAAUUAAACAGCCGAAAAAAUGCGUGAGUGUAUUUCUAUGCAUAUCGGCCAAGCCGGAGUCCAGAUGGGCAACGCCUGCUGGGAGCUGUACUGCCUGGAGCACGGCAUCCAGCCGGACGGCCGGAUGCCCAGCGACAAGACCAUCGGAGGAGGAGACGACUCCUUCAACACCUUCUUCAGUGAAACCGGAGCCGGCAAACACGUCCCCAGAGCCGUGUUCGUGGACCUGGAGCCGACAGUCAUCGAUGAGGUCCGUACAGGAACCUACCGCCAGCUGUUUCACCCCGAGCAGCUGAUCACCGGCAAGGAGGAUGCUGCCAACAACUACGCCCGCGGUCACUACACGGUCGGCAAGGAGAUAAUCGACAUAGUUCUCGACAGGACACGCAAGCUGGCUGACCAGUGCACGGGGCUCCAAGGGUUCCUCAUCUUCCACUCCUUCGGAGGAGGAACCGGCUCCGGCUUCACCUCCCUCCUGAUGGAGCGUCUCUCCGUCGACUACGGCAAGAAGUCCAAGCUGGAGUUCGCCAUCUACCCGGCGCCGCAGAUCUCCACGGCCGUGGUGGAGCCCUACAACUCCAUCCUGACCACCCACACCACCCUGGAGCACUCUGACUGCGCCUUCAUGGUGGACAACGAGGCCAUCUACGACAUCUGCCGCAGGAACCUGGACAUCGAGCGCCCGUCAUACACCAACCUCAACCGGCUGAUCGGCCAGAUCGUGUCCUCCAUCACGGCCUCCCUGCGCUUCGACGGCGCCCUGAACGUGGACCUGACGGAGUUCCAGACCAACCUGGUGCCCUACCCUCGUAUCCACUUCCCUCUGGCCACCUACGCCCCGGUCAUCUCCGCCGAGCGGGCCUACCACGAGCAGAUCACCGUGGCUGAGAUCACCAACGCCUGCUUCGAGCCCGCCAACCAGAUGGUGAAGUGCGACCCCCGCCACGGGAAGUACAUGGCGUGCUGCCUGCUGUACCGCGGAGACGUGGUGCCCAAAGACGUCAACGCCGCCAUCGCCACCAUCAAGACCAAGCGCAGCAUCCAGUUCGUGGACUGGUGCCCCACCGGCUUCAAGGUGGGCAUCAACUACCAGCCCCCCACCGUGGUGCCCGGAGGAGACCUGGCCAAGGUGCAGCGGGCCGUGUGCAUGCUGAGCAACACCACCGCCAUCGCCGAGGCCUGGGCCCGCCUGGACCACAAGUUCGACCUGAUGUACGCCAAGCGGGCCUUCGUCCACUGGUACGUGGGGGAGGGGAUGGAGGAGGGGGAGUUCUCAGAGGCCAGAGAGGACAUGGCCGCCCUGGAGAAGGACUACGAGGAGGUCGGCACCGACAGCGUCGGGGAGGAGGAUGAAGGAGAGGAGUACUAGGUCCAGAACGUCGGCAGCUUGCUGUGGCCAAACCAAACGUCUCAAUUGGACUCAUUCCUUUAGAUUCUGCACAUUGCAGCGAGCUACAUGAUUGUCAUUCCUCAUUUAAAAUCCAAACGAAUAAACGGAACAUGAAGUCA